UUGGUAUCACUGCCAGCAUAAUAUAAAUGACAGCUAUAUACUCAAACUUAUUUUUGAUGAUUAUUUUGGCAACGUUUUGAUACGAUAUCAACUGUCCAACGUGCUUAUGUGUAAAAUAGCAUAUUUUCAUAGCUGAAUUUUUGUAUUGAGUGCUUUGUGAUGUUGCUUUUAGUGGCAGUUUAAAAAUAAAUUGUGAUAUUUAUGUUCUUGCACACCAUACUUAUAGGAACCAGAAGGAAGGAGUUAAAAUUAUAAUAAUGCCCUUAUUUGGAAAGAAAGAUCCAGAGAAGAAGAGUAAAAAGGAGUCCAAAGAUGCAGAGAAACCUCAAUGUGUAGAGGACAAAUACACAUUGAAGGACUUGCUAGGAACGGGUGCCUUUUCGGUUGUAAGGCUAGGUGAAAGUAAAGAGCAGCAUGGCCAAUUGUACGCUAUUAAAAUUAUAGAUAAGAAGGCUCUGAAGGGUAAAGAAGAUUCUUUAGAGAACGAAAUUAAGGUUUUACGGAAAUUAACUCAUCAUAAUAUCGUGCAGCUUUUAGAGACUUAUGAGGACAAAUCUAAAGUUUACUUAGUAAUGGAAUUGGUUACCGGAGGUGAGCUUUUCGAUCGUAUCGUCGAAAAAGGGUCGUAUACCGAGAAGGACGCGUCCGGUCUGAUUCGUCAAGUUUUGGAAGCCGUCGACUAUAUGCACGAGCAAGGUGUUGUACAUCGCGACUUGAAACCCGAAAAUUUACUAUACUACAGUCCGGAUGAGAACAGUAAAAUUAUGAUUAGCGAUUUUGGAUUGUCCAAAAUGGAAGACUCGGGUGUGAUGGCGACGGCGUGCGGUACUCCAGGUUAUGUUGCUCCCGAAGUACUCGCGCAGAAGCCUUACGGUAAAGCGGUCGAUGUUUGGAGUAUAGGUGUGAUAUCGUAUAUAUUACUUUGUGGUUACCCUCCAUUUUAUGAUGAAAAUGACGCGAACCUUUUUGCGCAAAUACUUAAGGGGGAAUUCGAAUUCGAUUCGCCAUACUGGGACGAAAUUAGUGAUUCAGCAAAGGAUUUUAUAAGACAUUUGAUGUGUGUUAAUGUGGAAAAGCGCUAUACUUGCCGACAAGCUUUAGGUCAUCCAUGGAUAUCAGGAAAUGCAGCUAGUAAUAAAAAUAUUCAUGGUACUGUUGCCGAACAGUUGAAAAAGAACUUUGCUAAAUCACGUUGGAAACAAGCAUAUCAUGCAACAACGGUUAUCCGUCAAAUGCAACGAAUGGCUCUCAAUAGCGGUGGUAGUGGGUGCCGUAGUCCCAUAUCUCAACGUAGCAUGUCAAGUAUGUCCGGCGGUGAGGCCUGCGGUAGUGUAAAUGGAUCCCAAGAUAAGUAAUUUAAUUUUGAAUAUCUCCAUUUAGCAACCAUUUAAGAACAAAUUGUUAUUUUUUUAGAAUGAGUUACGUUAGCUUUUAUUUGCUUAAUAAUUUGAAAAUUUUGUGACCAAAACGUUGCUACGAUGAUUGUAUCAUUUGACUCAUUCUAAAAACGCAUUUUCUUUUAAAGAUUUGGUCUGUUUGGACCAUCGCUCACGUAAAAAGACUUCCAUACUGAAAACAUGUGAUUUAUAUAUCAUACUAAACGUAACAGACUUAUAGUUUUACACAGGAUUUGAGCCAUAUCCCUUAGAGAAUAUUUAAUUUUUUUUAUAGGCGGCCUAUGUUCCACUUACUUUCCAUUACUUAA
This is a messenger RNA of Photinus pyralis (common eastern firefly), 1705 nucleotides long. RefSeq names its product calcium/calmodulin-dependent protein kinase type 1 (gene CaMKI). Bases 258 to 1355 code for a protein of 365 amino acids. Gene Ontology annotation, molecular function: calmodulin binding; calcium/calmodulin-dependent protein kinase activity; ATP binding. Gene Ontology annotation, biological process: protein phosphorylation. Lineage: Eukaryota; Metazoa; Arthropoda; Insecta; Coleoptera; Lampyridae. The record is from RefSeq and is a predicted model, not a curated record. The transcript has 7 exons.